AUGAGUAUUGACUAUGGGAGUGACGACCCAUAUUCUGCUACUAGAGGGUUAUUGGAAUUAUUACUUCACGUAUUUGAAAAUCCCGAUAGAGGCACUGGUGCCUAUGUUACUGUCGCCAGAGGGAAAAACCUUGUUGGAGAAAAUUUACCUCCAAUUUUCAUUCAUAAUGUCAUGGGGAAGCAAUUCAAUUUACUUGGGAAGUACCCUCUUCACAAUGAUGUAGCACCCCUGAUAUUAUUUGCCUGUAUAUUUCUUGUUAUUUCAGUUAUACAUUUUGUUGUUUUUCUGAUCAAUUACAGUAGAGGUCAUUAUUUUAUGUUGAAUCUUGUAUGGGCUUUUACCAUGAUGAUAAGAAUGUUAUCAUUUAUAUUGCGAGCUACCUGGGCUGUCAACAUUGUCAAUGUCAAAGAAGGUAUUGCUGGUGAAGUUUUCUUUGUCAUACCGAACGUGUUAUUAGUAUCUACCAAUUUGAUAUUGGCACAAAGACUUUUCACAUGGAGGCAUCCUGUUGGAGGAACAAGGAAACUAUUCUGGGUAUUUAUGAUCUCGCUGUAUUUGCUGGCAGCCAUAAUACUUGCAGUAGCUAUUCUAGCUUCAGCAAUUCCUUACAUGUAUUACUUAUCAACAAAAAGAUUCUUUGUCUACAUUAAUUUAAACCGUUGGGCAUCUAUUAUGGUCAUAGUUUAUUCUUUGACAGCAACUUCGUUGAUUGGUUUGUCACUUUGGUUACCAACGAAAAAAGAUGAAAAUAGAUAUACUUAUCAACCGUGGUGGAUCGAGAGUUUUGCACCCUUUUAUUUUAUUAAAAAGGGGGCAGCACAGGAAGCAGAAGCAACAUUUAUGAAACGAAACUCCAACCACAGACACGCUACCCGUGUUAUUGCUGCAACUCACCAUCAUUUUAAAAUGGUGAAAGGAUUGUCUAAUCAGAGAGGUGACCUCAAACAUAAUGUUUCGUUGGUGAUCAUUAUAAUUUCUACUGUAUGCUUAUUAAUUGCUUCCAUUCUUCGUUCUAUAGUUGUGUUCCAGGCAAGAACUAAUUUCAAAAGUGGACCAGCUUCUGAGCCAGUUUCAAUGUAUUUUGCUUGGGGUGUAUUUGAAGUGAUUGUCAACCUUGCCUACAUUAUAGGAAGAGCUGAUUUAAGGUUCUACAGACCAGACAGAUUGCCAAAGAAAGUUCGAGCUAUUAUAACUGCCGAGCAGACGGCUGUAGUAAGUUCUGCAGAAAGUGAAGAGGAAAAUGAAGAAGAAGAUGAUGAUGAAGAUUAUGAAGAGUACGCGGAUUAUGAAGACGGAAAUCAAGACGAAUAUGCAUCUGAAUUCCCUGAUGAUGAGCUUUAUUUUAAGAAUCCCGCAGUGGGUCGAGAAUCUGAUAGUGGCUUGACACCAGUGAAUAACAACUUUGAAAAGAACUACAGUACAGAUUCAUACGGAUACAAUACCCCAAACACUUUUCUUCAAUCACCACAUGUUGGGAAACCAACACCAUAUCCCGAUAAUGAUGAAUUUAAAUUUUAG
Molecule: messenger RNA, 1518 nt
Organism: Candida dubliniensis CD36
Lineage: Eukaryota; Fungi; Ascomycota; Pichiomycetes; Serinales; Debaryomycetaceae
Exons: 1
Coding region: 1-1518 (505 amino acids)
Source: RefSeq, a predicted model, not a curated record